This is a messenger RNA of Hemibagrus wyckioides, 7673 nucleotides long. RefSeq names its product slit homolog 2 (Drosophila) (gene slit2). The transcript has 37 exons. Lineage: Eukaryota; Metazoa; Chordata; Actinopteri; Siluriformes; Bagridae. Gene Ontology annotation, molecular function: Roundabout binding; calcium ion binding; heparin binding. The coding region runs from base 798 to 5357 and encodes 1519 amino acids. The record is from RefSeq and is a predicted model, not a curated record. Gene Ontology annotation, biological process: negative chemotaxis; retinal ganglion cell axon guidance; negative regulation of cell growth.
GCAGGUUUUCGGUUUAGAAGCGAAAAGUCCUCGCGCGCGGCCGCUCGAGAGUUCAACACAAACUGAACGGCAACUUUUUUUUAAACAUCUUUUCUCUCCGCGCGCACCGGAGCUGAGGGAAAUUAUACUGACCGGAAAUUAUUCACACUGCAGACUACAGACGCGGAGACUCCUGCUGGACUACAAAACACACACACACAAACACACACCGAAUCUGUGCGUAGACAAUGUUUUGCUGCUGAACUCGGCUCGGUUCCGUUUAGUCUCCCGCGCCGCAUCAUACCCUCCCAUAUACAUACAUACAUACAUACAUACGCGCGCCGUCAGGUGCUCGUGAGGGAUACACACGCACGCACACACACUCACGCGCGCUCAUGCACAUUCACGCUCGAGGAUGACAGAUGCACGCGGGCGGCAGGACUCUACACCGUGAGCUCGCGACUGAAAAGCGGAAUCCUCGCGCCUGUGCGUGCAUGUGAGUUGUGUUAUUGCGAGUAGUGAGUUGGACGGCGCGAGCGUGUGGUCGGUGCGCGCGCUCCGCUUUGCAGGAUUAUUCAACUUUUCCUCCAAUUUUUUUAUUUUUAAAUCGCGGCAACCUAUUUGGACCGACUGACCGAGCGACUCUCUCUCUCUCUCUCUCUCUCUCUCACACACACACACACACACUGUGCGCUGCAGCGGGACCGUGAGAUCAUCCGCUCGCUCUGAGGAACUUCAUCUCCGCCAGGACGUAAGAGAAGAAGCGGAGAGUAAAAACAAUCAAAGGGAGUGUGAAAAUAGGAGUAAAGAGAGGAAAGAUGUGUGUGUGGAGCGCGGCGGUGUGUUUGGCGGCGGCGCUCGCGCUUCUCGGGGUCGGCGGGUCGCACGCGCAGCUUUGCCCGGCUCAGUGCUCGUGCGUCGGGACCACCGUGGACUGUCACGCGCAGGGACUGCGGAGCGUUCCGCGAGACAUCCCGCGCAGCACCGAGCGACUUGACCUCAACAACAACAACCUGACCAAAAUCACAAAGGCCGACUUUGCAGGGCUCAGAAAUCUUCGAGUGCUACACCUGAUGGAGAACAGGAUCAGUGUAAUUGAGCGAGGAGCAUUUCAGGACCUAAAGGAGCUGGAGAGACUGCGCCUGAACAGAAACAGUCUGCAGGUUUUUCCAGAGCUGCUCUUCGUCACGACAACCAAACUGAACAGACUGGAUCUGAGUGAGAAUCAAAUUCAAGGCAUUCCAAGAAAAGCGUUCCGAGGAGCUACAGAGAUCAAAAACCUGCAGUUGGAUUAUAAUCAAAUUUCAUGUAUCGAAGACGGAGCAUUUAGAGCUCUGCGGGACCUGGAAGUGCUAACACUGAACAACAAUAAUAUAUCUCGCUUGUCAGUGGCCAGUUUUAACCACAUGCCCAAGCUCAGGACAUUUCGCCUUCACUCCAACAAUCUCGUCUGUGACUGUCAUGUGUCCUGGCUCUCUGAUUGGCUGAGACAGAGGCCCCGCCUCGGCCUCUACACUCAGUGCAUGGCUCCGCCCUCCAUGAGGGGACACAACGUCGCCGAGGUUCACAAGCGAGAGUUUGUCUGUACCGGUUCCGUGUCUCACUCCUCCUGCAGUGUCCUUCAGUGUCCUGAGUUUUGUUCCUGCAGUAAUAAUGUAGUUGACUGUAGAGGAAAAGGUCUGACUGAGAUUCCCACCAACCUUCCAGAGACCAUCACAGAGAUUCGUCUGGAGCAGAACUCCAUCAAGAUCAUCCCACCUGCAGCCUUCACACCUUACAAACGUCUCAGGAGGAUUGAUCUGAGUAAUAAUCAGAUAUCAGAAAUGGCUCCAGAUUCCUUUCAAGGCCUUCGUUCUCUCAACUCACUGGUUUUAUACGGGAAUAAAAUCACUGAACUUCCUAAAGGCUUGUUCGAUGGACUCUUCUCUCUACAACUACUGUUAUUGAAUGCAAAUAAGAUCAACUGUCUGCGUGUGGACGCCUUCCAGGACCUGCAGAACCUCAACCUGCUCUCUCUGUAUGACAACAAGCUGCACACCAUCGCGAAGGGGACGUUUGCAUCACUGCGCGCCAUCCAGACACUACACCUGGCCCAGAACCCUUUUGUGUGUGACUGUCAUCUGAAGUGGCUGGCUGAUUACCUGCAGGAGAACCCCAUAGAGACGAGUGGGGCGCGAUGCACCAGCCCACGCCGCCUCGCUAACAAACGCCUCGGACAGAUAAAGAGCAAGAAGUUCCGCUGCUCAGCUAAAGAACAGUAUUACAUACCAGGUACUGAGGAUUACCGCACUAAGCUGAGUGGAAGUUGCUUCGCCGAUCUGGUGUGUCCUGAGAAGUGUCGCUGUGAGGGAACAACCGUUGACUGUUCAGGACAAAAACUCACCAAGAUCCCUGACAGCAUCCCACAAUACACUGCAGAGCUGCGUUUGAACAAUAAUGAGUUCACCGUGUUGGAGGCGACGGGCGUGUUCAAGAAACUCCCACAACUGCGCAAGAUUAACUUCAGUAAUAAUAAGAUCAGUGAUAUAGAGGAGGGCACUUUCGAGGGAGCGAAUGGAGUGAACGAGCUCAUACUGACCAGCAACCGUCUGGAGAACGUUCACUAUGGCAUGCUGAAGGGUCUGACGGGUCUGCGCACACUGAUGCUGCGCAGUAACAAGAUCAGCUGUGUGAGUAACAGCAGCUUCACCGGCCUUAGUUCAGUGCGGCUGCUCUCUCUCUAUGAUAACCUGAUCACCUCCAUCACCCGGGGAGCCUUUGACACACUCCACUCCCUCUCUACACUAAACUUGUUGGCCAAUCCGUUUAACUGUAACUGUCACAUGGCCUGGUUGGGGGAGUGGCUACGGAAGAAACGCAUCGUCACAGGAAACCCUCGCUGCCUAAAGCCCUACUUUCUGAAAGAGAUCCCGAUUCAGGAUGUGGCUGUGCAGGACUUCGCCUGUGAGGAUGGUGAUGAUGAGAAUAGCUGCUCUCCUUCGGCUCGUUGUCCAUCGGAAUGCUCGUGCCUGGACACAGUGGUGCGCUGCAGUAAUAAAGGACUAAACACACUGCCCAAGGGUAUCCCUAAAGAUGUCACUGAGCUCUAUCUGGAUGGAAACCAGUUCACACAGGUUCCUCUGGAGCUCUCCAACUACAAACACCUCACACUGAUUGAUUUGAGCAAUAACCAGAUCAGCACGUUGUCCAACAACAGCUACAGUAACAUGUCUGAGCUGCUUACACUAAUCCUAAGCUACAACAGACUGCGGUGUAUUCCAGCUAAAGCCUUUGAGGGCCUUCGAUCUUUGCGAUUGCUGUCUUUACAUGGUAAUGACAUUGCUGUAAUUCCUGAAGGAGCAUUUAAAGAUCUCUCCUCUCUUUCUCAUCUUGCUCUCGGGGCGAACCCUCUCCAUUGUGACUGUAACAUGCAGUGGCUCUCUGACUGGGUGAAGAGUGGAUAUAAAGAGCCGGGUAUCGCUCGGUGCGCUGGGCCUAAAGACAUGAUGGACAAACUGCUGCUCACCACACCAUCCAAACUGUUCACCUGUACAGGUCCAGUAGACAUCAACAUCCAGGCAAAGUGUGAUCCAUGUUUGUCCAGUCCGUGCAAAAAUAAUGGCACCUGCACCAACCAUCCUAUUGACUUCUAUAGAUGUACCUGCCCAUAUGGAUAUAAGGGUCAGGACUGUGAGGCUCCUAUCCAUGCCUGCAUCAGUAACCCGUGUCAAAAUGGCGGAACGUGCAACCUAAAAGACGGAGCUGAGAACACACACUGGUGUGUGUGUCCCGAGGGCUUCGAAGGAGAUUCAUGUGAGAAAAACAUCGAUGACUGCGAAGACAACGACUGUGAAAAUAACUCCACAUGUGUGGACGGAAUUAACACUUACACCUGUCUCUGCUCAUCUGAGUACACAGGGGAGCUGUGUGAAGAUAAGCUGGAUUUGUGUUCUCCGGAGCUGAGUCGGUGUCAACACGACUCCAAAUGCGUCCUGACUGCCCAUGGUUUCAAGUGUGAGUGCACUCCAGGUUACUCGGGAGAGCAGUGUGAGCUGGACAUCGAUGAUUGUGCAGAUAACAAGUGCAAAAACGGAGCGCAGUGCUUCGACGCUGUCAACGGAUACACGUGUGUGUGUCCUGAGGGCUACAGUGGAUUGUUCUGCGAGUUCUCUCCCCCCAUGGUGCUGCCCCGGACAAGUCCGUGUGACGAUCACGAGUGUGAGAACAGUGCGGAGUGUGUGGUCAAGGGGGCAGAACCGGUGUGUGUGUGUCUCCAUGGUUACGAGGGCACACGAUGUGAGCGACUCAUCAGCGUGAACUUCGUCAGCCGAGACGCGUUCAUCCAGAUUCCCUCUGACACACAAUACACUAACAUCACACUCCAGAUCGCGACAGACGAGGACAGUGGAGUGUUACUGUAUAAAGGCAGCGGUGAACAAAUGGCUGUCGAGCUCUACAGAGGACGAGUGAGAGUCAGCUACGACACGGGGACCAUUUACAGUGCGGAGACGGUGAGUGAUGGAGGUUUCCACGUGCUGCAGCUCACAGUGACGGACCUGUCUGUCUCUCUGUCUAUUGAUGGAGGGAAACCUAAAUCUAUCUCUACUGCACGGAGAACGAGUGUAGGAUCUGGAGCGUCAACGCUCUACCUGGGAGGCGUCCCUGUGCAGUCGUCCAUCUCUCCGUUCAGUAACGGCUCCAGUUUUCACGGUUGUCUCCGUCAUGUCUACAUUAACGAGCAGCUGCAGGAUUUGUUGCGUUUCCAGCGGGAGGGUGUGAUCCCUGGGUGCCGCUCGUGCCAGCCGAGUGUGUGUGUGCAUGGCCAGUGCCACGUUAACUCACGUGAUGCACGUGACGCGUAUACCGACACUCACUCAUCAUUCAGCUGCGAGUGUGAAGCAGGCUGGACCGGACCAUUGUGUGACCAGCCACUCAACGACCCCUGUCUGGGCAACAAGUGUGUGCGUGGCACUUGUGUGCCCAUUAACUCGUACUCGUACAGGUGUGUGUGUGCGCCAGGCUUCGUGGGCGUUCUGUGUGACGAGCGCAGCGUCAGUGUGUGUGAGUGUAAACACGGACACUGCCGCCUCUCCGGCCUCGGCACAGCGUACUGCGAGUGUAACGCUGGAUACACCGGGCCGCUGUGUGACAAAGAGAUGGAGUGUAGGGGUCACAGGCUCCGGGGUUAUGUUCAGCGGCAGCAGGGCUACGCUGCGUGUCAGACCACGGAGAAAAUCUCACGCUUAGAAUGCGCAGGGCACUGCGGGGGCGGGGACUCGUGUUGCUCCGCCCUCCGCACCAAAACCAGGAAGUACACGUUCCAGUGCACAGACGGCUCCUCGUUCAUCCAGGAGGUGGAGAAAGUGGUCAAAUGUGGCUGUACGAAGUGUCCAUCCUAAAACAGAGUGAGAGAGAGAGAAAGAGAGAGGCCCCGCCCCUUCCUCUUCACACUUCCUGUCCUCAUCUUCCCUCCACUUCGUCUCCUCUCCUCUCCUCUCCUCUCCUCCCUGUUUUUAUAUAAAUGUUCACAUAUUUUCCGUUUCGGACUGAUGAUCGCUUCCCUCAGACGAGAAGAUGGAUUAUUGUAAGAUACAGAACAAAAAAAAAACUAUUUUUUAUUAUCAAGGACAAAAAAAGUAUAGAUUUUAGAUUAUUUUGUUGGUUUUCAUUUGCAGUCCUGAAAGAACUGUGAUUUUAUUUGUUUGUUUACCUUUUUCAUUUUAUUUUUUUAUUUUUUAUUUUAUUUUAAAUUUUACUCAACAACACCUCAGUGAAGAGCGGAGAGCAGUCUGCUUUUCCGUACGGGUUUUUGGACUAACUCACUUUUUUCGACAUGGGGGAAAAUUAAUACCGUCAACACACACACACACUCACACACACACUCACACACACACACAAACACGCCUGUUUUUGCCACAUGAUCGGUGUCCAUGGACCAACAAAAGUGUAGCUACUUCAGUCUAAAUAAAUCUCAGUGCUCAGAAUAGCAGAUUGUAGUCACACAAGAGAAAAUGAGCUAAACUCUCCGCCGCUAUGAACAGAGCACAAUGCUAACGUUCAUGCUAACUGCAGCGGCUAUCUAAUGUUAAGAAGAGUUUGCUAGCAGGCUAAUUCUCAUCAAGUCAUUCUGUUGUGUGAUUGAGACCAGGUCCUCUAGCUGAUUAUUUUUGUUGACCCAAAGACACCUGUCAGUCAGAAACAUUACACACACACACACACACCCUGUGUAAACCCUGUGUAUUUAUUGUCUGAACCACUCUUUCACAGUACUUCCCUGUUUUUAUCCACAGAGUUACAGCCAAUAUAAACUUAUAUUAAUUUAUAUUUGUCCUGUUAACAGCGUAGCUUAAACACACACACACACACACACAUAUUAGCGUGCUGUAACGUAGAACAACUAACGGUGGUUGACUCGACCAACGAGACGUAAGUCAUGUUUAUAUAUAAAACCUUUAGUGGUGUUUCAAACCUUCAAAAUGUGAAGUGUAUAUUUUUGUCCUUAAACUUUGUUACAGUGUCAGAGAUGGACUUUCCUGUUAGCCGAGAACCGUGUAGCCCCCCCACCCCACCCCCCAUUCUCGUGUAUUCGACCUAAAACACGCGAUAUGUAGUGACCGAGUAACGCUAGCUCCACUAGGAGGCGCUCUAUGUGCCUCUUAAGAUGUUUCUCCUUAUAAAUCUCGAUUUAACUAGAACGUAAAAGCUGUGAGUAUUUUUAUCUAAAUGAUACGUUAACCCCGCCCACUCUUCCUCUUCCUGUUAACACGUUGCUGCUAAACUGGUAUCGUAGACUUUGUGUCACGAUUAGACGUGUGCCGAUAUUACAGAGUUGUCAUCGCGUCACGGUAAUCGCAUGUCAGGCUGCGUAUCUCGAGGUUCAGGGUAAGUAACAUUGAAAUAUUUUUUAAAAUCUUCUAGAAUUAUCGAAUCGGUGCGACCCGUCCGAAUAACGGCAUCCAAAAAUAAACAAAUUGAUCAUUUUACAAUUCAGCAAACGCAGCGGCAGCGCCAUCACUUCAUACUAGAAGUUAUAUAGCGUGCUAGCAAACUUUGGAAUAGUUUACCUCAGGAAAACGUGAUCGAACACGUCACUAAAAUGAUGGAUUUGACAAACAAAUUGAAAAUUCUACGGUUAAACUAAAAGAGCUCAAACAGGAUUAGUUUCUGUAGUGAUUAUAGAUUCUACUGGCUCAGAUAGCUAGUUCAAUACUUAAAUAACUAACAGCUACAAACAGUUACCUCGUAUCCAAAAGGGAAUUCACGAAUAUAACCAGUUGGUAAUCCAAUUAACUAGUAGUUAGUUAAUAAAGCUUGCUAGCUAUAUAGAUCUAGCUUGCUAGUUGCAAUGCUGCCUGGAUUGCACAUGAAUUCUAUGUUCUUCAAACAGACGUUAUAAUUGAAAGAGUAUAGAAAACCUCAGCUGCUGGACUGAUAGCGUACGGUUCAUACGUCUGUCACACUUUUAUCCGAGUGAGGAAAACUCAAAAAGAGAAGAGUCCACGAUAAUAUCCUGUUUGACUAUCCAGACAUUAUCCUGUUAUAGAUUAUCGGCACAUGUCUAAUCGUGACGAUGAUGAUGAUGUUGAAGAUGAAGAUGAUGAUGGUUAUUCAGGUGGUAAUGAUGAUAUGAUGGUGUGUAUUGUAGAGGACAGUGCUUGUACACGGAUGAGCACAUUAUCUUACUGAUCUUUAAAUAAAAAUGUUCCUUCCUUGUA